Messenger RNA from Pyrgilauda ruficollis (rufous-necked snowfinch), 2625 nucleotides. RefSeq names its product selenoprotein P (gene SELENOP). Gene Ontology annotation, biological process: selenium compound metabolic process. Gene Ontology annotation, molecular function: selenium binding. The record is from RefSeq and is a predicted model, not a curated record. The transcript has 5 exons. Gene Ontology annotation, cellular component: extracellular region. NCBI's taxonomy places the organism in Eukaryota, Metazoa, Chordata, Aves, Passeriformes, Passeridae.
GUAAAAAUGCUUCACUAUUAUGCACAAUAAACGGUUUCCACUUGGGAUUAGUUAAUAGAGAAAUAUUUUGGGUACUUUUUGCUCAGGGGGUUUCAUUUGCUUGCAGAGUUGUUCAGAAAAAGCUCCCUGAACUUUGAACCGUAUCUGCAAAGUGAGAUAAACAAGAGCCAUAUAAAUACCACAGCCCUCUUCCCCACGCUGUUUCCUUCUGCAGCAGAGCCAGGCAGAGCUGCCAAGAAGGGGGAGGAGGAAAGGGUAAAGCCCAGCCAUGUGGGCAGGUCUGGGGGUAGUUCUGGCCCUCUGUCUCCUCCCAGGAGGAGGGACAGAGACCCAGAACUGCCAGGAGCCCCCAGAAUGGCGUAUUGGGGAGGAGGACCCGAUGUGGAGCUCCCGAGGCUCGGUGACAGUGGUGGCUCUCCUCCAGGCUAGCUGAUUGUUGUGCCUGCGGCAGGCUUCCAGUUUGGAGGACCUGCGAGUAAAGUUAGAGAAUGAAGGAUUGGUCAACAUCUCGUAUGUGAUUGUCAACCAUCAGGGAGCUCAAUCCCGGAGGGAAUUUCACCUACUAAAAGAACGUGUUUCAGACUACAUUACUGUCUACCAGCAAGAUGAGCAGCAAGAGGAUGUCUGGACUACUUUAAAUGGAAACAAGGAUGACUUUCUCAUCUAUGACAGAUGCGGCCGUCUCGUGUAUCAUCUGGGUAUGCCCUACUCCUUCCUGCAUUUUCAGUAUGUGGAAGAAUCCAUUAAGAUUGCAUACUGUGAAAACAAGUGUGGAAACUGCUCUUACAUGGAGCCUGAUACUGAUGGUGUUUGUGAAAACAUCACUAAAAAAGCAGUUGAAGAGCUGUCAGAGAUAGAAUCCAAGCCGACAGACCAGCAUUCCCAUCGCAACCCACACAGACAUGGACACCACCACCGCCGCCACCACCACCAUCACCAUCAGAAGGGCAGUCGUGAUCCCAAACACGAGAACCACCAGGCUGCUGCUGAAACUGAGAGACAUCAUCCUCCCAGCGGCUGGCGCCACAGGCUCUUUGGCCGCCACAGACACGAUCAGAUAGGUAGUCAGGAGCACGUAGACACUGCCCCUCCAGGAGAAAUUGUGGAAAUUCCACAAGAUAAAAAACUACGAAAGAAAGGGAAAACCAUCUGCAAAAACCAGUUAACUUGAAAUUGGCAGACAGGAUCAGACUCUACCUCUAGUAGCUGAUCCUGUCAUUGUCGACACCUUCUGUUUGAAGAGCUAGGGAAUUCUGUCACCUGACAGUGUCGUGGAGCACUACCAAAUUCUUGCAGGUGACACGGGCAGCUGGCAGCAGAGGACGUCACUGAGUCUUGACAGUGCCGUCUGCUCUCUGCUGCCUGACAUUCAUCACCAGCAGGAGCAAGUGAAACUAGUGACACCUGACAGUGACAGGAAAAGGCAAGGAACUGAUCCUGAAAAACAAACUAAGCACCUUCCAGAAACAAGGGAGUCACACUAACUCAGUUAAUGUAGAGCAGAGCAGAAAAAUGAACAGAUUAUGUGUUUUUGUUGCCCCAAAUUCAAGAUUAUGCUGACAGGUAUGGGUAUAUUGCACAGAAGUGUAUUUUAGAGCAGUGCUCUUAGAAUGAUUGAAUAUCUGUCAAAUUCCAUCAGUGAAAAGUGUCAUGAUUUAAAGGAAUUUGGUUGACCCCUAGUUUGUUUUUAAGUUCCACUGGGAAGGUGUCUGCAUUCUUGGUUAAUUUGUCUUUCCUGUUUCUCUUCUAACAUGUUUCUGCUUGCAUUUGUGAGGACAGGAGCAUAAACUAUGACCUAGGGGCUCCUGUCUGAUGUUUUGCAAUCAAGAACAGAAGAUAACCAAGACAGAUAUUUUAAUCAUUUUUUAUUAAGAAGACAAUAGAUGUGAAAGUUGAGUUUGUUUUUUUUUUUUCUAACCUGGGGAUACAAAUCGUGUACAAGCAAAACUUACUCCUAAGCAAUGUGACAGAAUAAUUCCAUAUUAAAAAUGUAAUAUACAGACAGUAACUGCUUUAUUUUUAAGUAACAGAUUGAUAUACUUCACUUUGACAAAGCUUUCUUAACAAAGCUAAGAGCUUUGUUGCUCUUAGAUGCAGUAAGAGGGUCCAUUAAUAAAUACUGCUACAGCACGUAAAAUCCUACUAAAUCAAUUAGAUCAUCCUGAAGUGAGAAGUAGUGUCAACAACUGAGAGUCAGAAUCAAAAAGAGGGUGGGAUGAAACAAGUUUAAUCUUGGUGUAAUGUUGAUCUUUGUUUAUAACAGUGCUGAAUUGGAUAAGUCUGUAUCAAUUAGCAAUCUGCAUCAAUUAACAUAAUAUACUACUUAAACCUGUAUAACUUCUCUGUCUAUAGCCUAGCAUUCCUAAUGUUUGAUUAACUGAAUGGAAGUAAAUCCAGUUGUUUGAAGAAUUCCUGGAUGAAGAAGAGAAUAUUCAUGAAAAGAAAACUGCUAUGAAAGCAUACACCAUAAUUAAUGAUGGUUUAAUAGGGAAAUUACUACUCCUACAAAACCUGAAUCUUUUUAUUGUGAAUGCUGAUUAGCAAGAGAGUAGCUUUGAAUGUACACAGAAUGCAUGCCUUUGGAAUGUUUGACAAGAGUGUUUUCAAUAAAACAUACUUUCUUCA